AUGACAUCGUCGGCAAAGACUGUUACAUUGAUAAGCAGCGACGGCGAUGAGUUUGAGGUGGCCAUUAACGCCGCAACACUAUCAACGCUAAUAAAGAACACGUUGGACGAAUUUGGCGUCUCCGACAAGAUCCCACUGUACAAUGUGAAUUCUGCGACGUUGGCAAAAGUCAUGGAAUACUGCCAGAAACAUGCCGAUCAUGAUGAGCCUACCAAGACCGAGACCGAGACGGAUGUUAUCGUCGAUGGCCAAGCCGUGGAAGAUGCCGGCGUGGAGGAACUGAAGCAGUGGGAUGCUGAGUUUUUAAAAGUGGACAAGGAAUUUCUGUUGGAUAUUAUAUUAGCGGCGAACUACAUGGAAAUUGCAGGCUUGCUAGAUUCAUCUUGCCAGGCAGCGGCUGAUAUGAUCAAAGGGAAAUCGCCGGAACAGAUUCGCCGGACUUUUAACAUAAAGAAUGAUUUUACUCCUGAAGAAGAGGAGCAGAAUCGCAGGGAGUAUCAAUGGAUUGAUUGA
Prosopis cineraria is the source of this 513-nucleotide messenger RNA. Its product is annotated as SKP1-like protein 1. Bases 1 to 513 code for a protein of 170 amino acids. Lineage: Eukaryota; Viridiplantae; Streptophyta; Magnoliopsida; Fabales; Fabaceae. The transcript has a single exon. The record is from RefSeq and is a predicted model, not a curated record. Gene Ontology annotation, cellular component: nucleus; cytoplasm. Gene Ontology annotation, biological process: SCF-dependent proteasomal ubiquitin-dependent protein catabolic process. Gene Ontology annotation, molecular function: cullin family protein binding.